UUUGUGCUUCAAUGUUUCAGGACAGUCGGCCCAAUAUGUCAAGACCUCUGAUCACUAGAUCCCCUGCAUCUCCACUGAACAACCAAGGCAUUCCUACGCCAGCCCAGCUCACAAAGUCCAAUGCGCCGGUCCACAUCGACGUGGGCGGCCACAUGUACACCAGCAGCCUGGCUACCCUCACCAAAUACCCCGAAUCAAGAAUCGGAAGACUUUUCGAUGGAACGGAACCCAUUGUCUUGGACAGUCUCAAACAGCACUACUUCAUUGACAGAGAUGGACAGAUGUUCAGAUAUAUCUUGAAUUUUCUACGAACAUCAAAACUUCUCAUUCCUGAUGAUUUCAAGGACUACACUUUGUUAUAUGAAGAAGCAAAAUACUUUCAGCUUCAGCCAAUGUUGUUGGAGAUGGAAAGAUGGAAGCAGGACAGAGAAACGGGCCGCUUUUCCAGGCCCUGUGAGUGCCUCGUGGUGCGCGUAGCCCCCGACCUCGGCGAGAGGAUCGCGCUCAGCGGCGACAAGUCCUUGAUAGAAGAAGUGUUCCCCGAGAUCGGCGACGUGAUGUGCAACUCGGUCAACGCCGGCUGGAACCACGACUCGACGCACGUCAUCAGAUUCCCACUGAACGGAUACUGUCACCUCAACUCAGUCCAGGUCCUGGAGAGGCUGCAGCACCGAGGCUUUGAAAUCGUGGGCUCCUGCGGGGGAGGAGUGGACUCGUCCCAGUUCAGCGAAUACAUCCUGCGACGGGAACUGAGACGGACAGCCCGUGUCUCCUCCGUCAUCCGGAUAAAGCAGGAGCCGCUGGACUGAGUGGACAUGUUUCUUAGGCAAACACAGCAACAACAACACAAAAACAUACACAAGAAUUCAUGCAAACGAACAAGGGACAUUUCUGUGCAGUUGGGUCAGCAAACCAAGUCCUGGACGUCACAUUGAAUAAAAGACACAUUUCUAUCGAAUAGAGACCACACCUGUAUUCAUACGGGAACAAUUGGAAUAGCGCUAUCCUCGAGGUGUAAAAAAUAUAUAAAUAUCUAUAUAUGUCAAAAGGUAGGAAAUGCAAACAAGAAGGGUGGUGGCUACAGUCGGUGCUGUGAUGGCCGUGAAGGGUCCUAGGCCCCUGGGGCCUGCUGACCAGUAAACAAGCCAUGACCGGUGAGGACACAUCUCCUGACAGUCCCCAGUGUCAAACAGCCAUCCUGGGUUCCGUUUUCCUUUUCUUUCUUCUAGCCUUUUUUUUUUAAUGGAAAAAAUAAAACCACCCCACCUUGACUGGCAUUGCUUUGCAUCUCAAGAUUUUCUGUCUGUCUUCAGACAGGGGCCUGGCAGACUUCAGGACAACUCCGCUGAGCACAUUGCAUUUGAAAGAUGUUAGCCAUGAAAUUUUAACUGUAGUUUAUACAGAAGUCACGCACUCGUUUGUCUGCCUCCCGGAUGUGAACAUGACUGUUUUUAAACCGAUCGGUUUUGCAAAGGGGCCAGAAUUAUUACUUGUUAGAGUUGCUCCAAGUUUGAGUCUGCUGCUUUCCUACAAUUUUUCAAAUUUUAUAAUGUAUUAAAUACAAUAAACUCUGUUUAAAAAAUAA
Echinops telfairi (small Madagascar hedgehog) is the source of this 1585-nucleotide messenger RNA. It is a transcript of the gene KCTD1, whose product is annotated as potassium channel tetramerization domain containing 1. Gene Ontology annotation, molecular function: transcription corepressor activity; transcription factor binding. The record is from RefSeq and is a predicted model, not a curated record. The coding region runs from base 12 to 809 and encodes 265 amino acids. Gene Ontology annotation, biological process: protein homooligomerization; negative regulation of DNA-templated transcription. Gene Ontology annotation, cellular component: nucleus. The transcript has 5 exons. NCBI's taxonomy places the organism in Eukaryota, Metazoa, Chordata, Mammalia, Afrosoricida, Tenrecidae.